AUGCCGCGUGAAGAACUCCUCUCCUUGCUGGUCUCGUGUGCGGCGCGACCACAUAGCCAUUGCCUAUACCGCCUGCGAGGAGUCGGCCGCGUUGGCAUUCAACUCCGCUAUGCGUCAUCCUCGACCUCGACCUCGACUCCCAAACCCAACCCAGCAGCCGCCCCAGCUCCCUCCCUGCAACAAAUCCCUCUACACGUAGGACUCGACCGGAACCCGGAGCACAAGUCCGCGAUCUCGAAGAUCCCUAUCCCCAAAGGCGAGCGCGGCGAGAAAUUCACGCCCUCGGUGCUGGCCUUCCCGCUUGGCCUCCUCUACCCUCCGCAGCCCGGGCAGAACUCACCUCUGGACCGGCGGAGCCUGAAGGAGAAGAAGGAAGACUUCACCAACCGCGACAAGGUACUGGAGCGACGACGGAUCUACCUGCGGUCGUACUUCCGGCCGUACUUCCAGGAAUGGCGGCGCGUCGACCACCACAAGGGCAAGAGCUUCCAGUCCAACGACCGGCUGUUCAAGCGGGAGAAGGCGCUCUACUUCCCCAACAUCUGGGGCCAGACGCUGGCGGAGGAAGGCGACGGGCCCGACGGAGGGCGGGACAUGACGCCGGCGAUUACGGGCAAGGUCUCGAUCAUCACGUUCCAGUCCGGCCAGUGGGCGGAAGAGCAGGUCAACACGUUUGUGGGACGGAAGGAAAACCCGGCGUUGGAGACCAUCAUCGCGCAGACCAACGGCCUGGCACAGCGCAUCGACGUCAACAUCCAGGGCGACUUCAUGCGCGCCUGGUUGGUCAAGCUGUUCAGUGGACGACUACGCACGAUGAUCCCCAAGGAGCGCUGGAACAAGUAUUUCAUGGUCAAGCUGCCGCGCGACAUCCGCCGCGGUCUGACCGACGACGUGCGCGACGCCAUGGGCCUGCUCAAUUCUCAAGUCGGCUAUGUCUAUCUGGUCGACUCGAGCUGUAAGAUACGCUGGGCCGGCAGCGGCCAUGCCUGGGCCGGCGAGGUCGACGGUCUCAAUGCUGCCGUCCAGCGCCUCGUCAAGGAGGAACUGAAGCUGCGAUCGUCGCCCGGCCUGGCCAAAUAG
Messenger RNA from Exophiala bonariae, 1080 nucleotides. RefSeq lists its product as uncharacterized. Gene Ontology annotation, cellular component: mitochondrial inner membrane. Lineage: Eukaryota; Fungi; Ascomycota; Eurotiomycetes; Chaetothyriales; Herpotrichiellaceae. Bases 1 to 1080 code for a protein of 359 amino acids. The transcript has a single exon. The record is from RefSeq and is a predicted model, not a curated record. Gene Ontology annotation, biological process: mitochondrial proton-transporting ATP synthase complex assembly.